Molecule: messenger RNA, 1830 nt
Organism: Nelumbo nucifera (sacred lotus)
Lineage: Eukaryota; Viridiplantae; Streptophyta; Magnoliopsida; Proteales; Nelumbonaceae
Product: UDP-rhamnose/UDP-galactose transporter 2-like
Source: RefSeq, a predicted model, not a curated record
GAUAGAUGCGCUGGAUAUUAGACGGUGACACGGAGUGUCGGGUGAAUUCCCAUUUGAAGGAAGGUCAGAUUGGAAUAGAAGAUACCAAUUUGGGAAUUAGGAGUACCUCCACCAUGGUAGAAUUAAUCGCGUUUCCCUUUUAGCUAGAGCGUUGAAUACACUUGUAGCGGCAUUUGUAAAUUGAGCGUUUUAGGAGAGAGAGAGAGAGAGAGAGAGUAAUUAGUGUGUGUGUGGAAGACAAGAGAGCGGUGAAAGCGAGUGCGAGUGAGGGAGGGAGAAGAGAGGUGGGGAAAUACAUGGAAAGAAGCAUGUUUAGGGAGUAAGGAAUAAGAACGUGACCAAGCUUCCUUUCUCUUCUCUUCGUUUAUGUGUUCUCAGCUCAAACAAUAUUCUCUGUGAUCUCUGCACAGCGCCACGUUCAGACCUUUCACUAGUUUCUCACCCGUCCUUUAUCCUUUCUUCUUUCCUCGAUCUGGGAAAUGGAGGACGAGAAGAAGGCGUCGGCGGUGUCUGAUAUGGGAGCGUGGGCUAUGAACGUAAUCAGUUCCGUCGGCAUUAUCAUGGCCAACAAGCAGCUCAUGUCCCCCAGCGGUUACGCCUUCAGCUUUGCAACAACUUUAACUGGGUUCCACUUUGCGGUGACUGCAUUAGUUGGUUUCGUGUCAAAUGUAUCUGGGUACUCUGCGUCAAAACAUGUACCUCUGUGGGAGCUUCUUUGGUUCUCAGUGGUUGCCAAUAUGUCAAUUACCGGGAUGAAUCUCAGUCUAAUGCUAAAUUCUGUGGGGUUUUAUCAGAUUUCAAAGCUAAGCAUGAUUCCGGUUGUUUGUGUGAUGGAGUGGAUCCUUCAUAGUAAACAUUACUCAAGGGAGGUAAAGAUGGCUGUGGUAGUAGUGGUUGUUGGUGUGGGUGUCUGUACUGUAACAGAUGUUAAAGUAAAUGCCAAGGGUUUCUUAUGUGCCUGCAUAGCAGUUCUUUCUACAUCAUUGCAGCAAAUUACAAUUGGUUCGUUGCAGAAGAAGUAUUCAAUCGGUUCAUUUGAAUUGCUGAGCAAGACAGCCCCAAUACAGGCCCUCUCUCUUCUAUUACUUGGCCCUUUUAUUGAUUACUAUCUCAAUGGCCAAUUCAUAGCAAACUAUAAGGUGUCUUCUGGUGCAAUUUUCUUCAUACUGCUCUCGUGCUCCUUAGCUGUAUUCUGCAAUGUGAGUCAGUACCUCUGCAUCGGACGCUUCUCAGCCGUCUCUUUCCAGGUGUUAGGUCACAUGAAAACUGUCUGCGUCCUCACGUUGGGGUGGUUGCUCUUUGACUCAGAGCUGACACUUAAGAACAUACUUGGGAUGGCUCUUGCAGUCCUUGGAAUGGUAGUCUACAGUUGGGCAGUGGAGGUUGAGAAACAGGCUAAUCCCAACGUCAUACCCCAUUUGAAAGCGAAAGAGAGUUUGACAGAAGAAGAUAUUAGACUGCUAAAGGAUGGAGUGGAGAACAUUCGUUUGAAGGAUGUUGAGCUUGGCGAAUCCAAAAAUUAGGUGACAUCAUUUCUUCAUGUAUGGGCUUUUGGGUCAUUUAGGGUGCAUCAUGAUAAGAUGGAUGAGCUCAUCCCCUCUGGGACAAUGCGCUUUAAGUCCUACAAAGAGACCCCCUAUCCAUCUUACUUUUUCUGUUUGCAAGGAGAUCAAGAUGGUGAUGGUAAAACCAUGAUGAGGGUUGGGAAGAUGUAAUCAUUAGUCUUUUAAUCAAACAUAUGUUGUUCACAGUUUAUACAGUCUUUCUUUACUUGGCAAAUGAUUUUCUAGCCGAGUGGGAGAGCUUUAUGACUAUUUUAUAUUUGGAAUA